Mytilus trossulus (common blue mussel) is the source of this 2018-nucleotide messenger RNA. Its product is annotated as cytosolic phospholipase A2-like. The transcript is spliced from 18 exons. The record is from RefSeq and is a predicted model, not a curated record. Lineage: Eukaryota; Metazoa; Mollusca; Bivalvia; Mytilida; Mytilidae. Gene Ontology annotation, cellular component: cytosol. The coding region runs from base 13 to 1938 and encodes 641 amino acids. Gene Ontology annotation, biological process: glycerophospholipid catabolic process. Gene Ontology annotation, molecular function: calcium-dependent phospholipid binding; calcium ion binding.
CAUUCGUUAAACAUGCUGGGAAAUGAAAGGUCGGAGAGUAAAUACCAAUAUUAUAAACUAAGCUCUCCGUUUGCUUUCGUGAAGUUUGACAUCACAGUAAAAAAUGACUUUCGAACAUGGGGUGUCGUUUUGGCUCAUAUUGGACUUCAGAAAAAUCGACUUCUAGUAAAUCAACACAUGUUUACUACCUUUAUGGAUGAAGGUUCUUCAAUAUCACCAACUGCCUGGAAUGAAACAUUUAGAUUUAUUGUCGAAAAAAAAGAAUUAAAAAAAUUGGAUGAACUAAUGUUCGAUAUACGUUUACUUUCAUUUGACAAAACAGAUUUUCAAACAAGAGACGAACUGAAAUCUAUCAGCCUAGAGAAAUUAACUGAGCCGGCGUUCGACGUAAACUUUAGCCAUGCCAAAAUAGAAUUUGAUGUUAUUAGCAACCCGCAUACAGAUGUCAAAUUUAGAAAUAUUAACCAGUUAUGUCGUAAAGAGGAAAUAUUUAUAGAAAAAAGGAGGGAACGAGUGUUUAUCAAUUUGAAGAGACGAUUUGGGCUCCACAAUCUUUCAGAGGAAAAAGAUACCCCAAACAUUGCAAUCAUUGGAUCUGGUGGUGGUUUGCGUGCUGUGAUUGGAAUGUCUGCCGCUAUGACUGCACUUAAGGAAAGAGGAAUUUUAGAUUCUACAAUGUACACCGCUGGCUUAUCUGGAUCUGCAUGGUAUCUUAUGUCUUUGUAUUCUUGUAAACGGUCAAACGCAGCAGAAUUAAAUACAAAACUUCGGGAAGUAGUGCCAAAAAUUCGUUCAAAUGUGUUUUUGUAUGCAUGGUAUACUUGGAAGUAUUAUACAAACUGGGUACUUCAUUUCAAAAAUAAGAAUAUAACUGUUGCAGAUCCAUUUGGAUAUAUUAUUAGUUCUUUUCUUCUUCAAAAGAAUGUCCCUUGGAGUGAACAGGCAAAAAAACUGAAAAACGGUUCCAUGCCUUUACCGUUGAUAGCUGCUCUGCAUGUUCGUGAAGAGAAAUCAAUUGAAGAUUAUCAUGAAUGGAUUGAAUUUUCACCAUAUGAGGUAUUCAUCCCGAAAUAUGGCGCUGCUAUUGACAUGGAGAAAUUCGGUGAUACAUUUUAUGGAGGAUUUGCUAUGGAGGAAGGCGAAGAAAAGACAAUACAUUUUUUAAAUGGAAUGUGUGGGAGUGGGUAUGCAGUUCUAAGAAAUUUAAGACCAGCAGGAAUGUGUGUUAAUGAGACGAAAAUAGCAGAAAAUAUUAUGCAAGCAGAGAAUCCAUGGAACCUUUGCAGAUUAGUAUACAGUUCUGUCAAGGAUAUGAUGCGGCCCAUGUUCAGCGAGUUUGAUAAAAAGUUUGUUGGAAAAGUUCCUAAUUGGUUACGUGGAAUAUCAGUGGAUGAACCACUUUUCCAUGGACCAGAUUCAAAAACUGACCUCAUUGACUUUAAAGAAGAUUUCAUGAUGCUAGUUGACGCCGGUCUGGCAUUCAAUUCACCAUAUCCAACGGUACUGCAUCCUUCAAGAAAAGUGGAUGUCAUUCUGUCAUUCGAUUUCAGCUACCGUGGUUCAGAUAGUGAAUGGCCGUUUCGGCAAUUAGAAAAAGCGGAAGAAUGGGCACGAAAAAGAUGUAUUCCUUUCCCUAAUUUAAAGCUAGAUACGAUAAAGGAAAAAUGCAAAGGUGGAAAUUAUGAAGAAGUAUACGUCUUCAAAGAGGAUGAUUCGCCAAUCAUAGUCCAUUUUGUCAUGAUAAACAAAUCGUUUCGAAAACUUGGUGAUAGCAAACAUGAUUUUGAUAUACAUUCCAAUUAUCACACAAUGAGAUUAAACUAUUCCGAAGAAGAAUUCAAUAAAUUAAAUUCCUUGGUUCAACACAAUGUUCUAGAAAACGAAAAGAAGAUAGUCGAUUGCAUUUCGGAAGCAAUUCACCGAAAGCAAAAUAAUUAAAUAAACUGACUGUGAAAGGAAUGAAUGUAAAAAAAAAUCAUAAAUGAAGUGUCCAGUUAUUGUCAUUAAUCCGCUCGGAA